AUGACCAGCGUGCAGGGAGACCAAAUAGCCACUGACGCCCCGAUUGCAGACAAUGUCAACGCAGAGCAGAACGUGGGUGACGGUUACGAGGCUGUUGGUGCGGCGUGCGGUUACCACCUAGAGACGCGAGCCACGCAGAGCGGCUCAAACUGGAUUGGUAGACUACGCGCGCGGAAGAAAUCAGCGGCAUCUGGCGAGAGUCAGGAGCCAGAGUAUUCACCCUCUGAGGAUGGAUAG
Messenger RNA from Dibothriocephalus latus, 237 nucleotides. The record is from the annotation of a GenBank genome assembly. Lineage: Eukaryota; Metazoa; Platyhelminthes; Cestoda; Diphyllobothriidea; Diphyllobothriidae.